Glossina fuscipes is the source of this 917-nucleotide messenger RNA. RefSeq lists its product as uncharacterized. NCBI's taxonomy places the organism in Eukaryota, Metazoa, Arthropoda, Insecta, Diptera, Glossinidae. The transcript is spliced from 3 exons. The coding region runs from base 145 to 783 and encodes 212 amino acids. The record is from RefSeq and is a predicted model, not a curated record.
UGCGUGUAUGUAUGUGCACGAUAAAAGCUGUGCCAAAAAAGUGUAAAGGCAAAUGGCGGCGAUGAACAAUUCAAAAAAUUAUAUCUCGUAUCGUAUUAUGCGUCAAUCAUGUUAGAAAAGCAGAGAAUUCUUCAAAAUCAAUAAAUGAAUAAACAAGAAGGAGAAGAAGAAGAAGACAUUCCAAUAUUUCGUUCCUCUCGAUCUGUAGUACAACCUUCGCGGUAUUCACGAGCAUCGUUGAAAACUGCAUUGCACGAACCUCCCGACGGUUAUGAAGUCAAGGAGCCAUUACCAUCUCCAAGUCCUCUAAUAAAAAGUGAACCACUUGAAAAGGAGAACUCAGCGGUUUCCGAAUUAAAGGAGUCAUUACCAUCUCCAGUUGCUAUAAUAAAAAGUGAACCGCUUGAAAAGAAGGGAUCAGUGGCUCCAGCUUCUAGUAUUAAACCGGCAAAGUUAUCCGAGAAGAAAGGUUCCAAAGCACGCUCUAUUAAGCUAAACGAACAAUCAACACAAUCGCAAACAGAUGAAGUACCGCAACCAGCAAAAUCUCAGACAAAUAUUGUAAACUUUCGCUUUGAUAAAAAUGUAAAAAGAUUUUCUUUUAAAAAGUUACUUCCCUCUUAUUGGUUGGGUAGCACAUAUAACAAGAGAGAUUCAUCGUCUGCCAAACCACAACCAAUUCCUGUAAAGAAAGAAUUAAAAUCUCCACCCGAAGAAGAAAUUCCUCUUAAAAAAUAUUCAUUUCGAAGAUUUAUCCGCAGAGGCUCUGCUCGACCUUCCUGAACAUCAUUUAAAGCCAGCUAGGAUGUGAUCACAACUUCGCUUAGUCCAGUAUCAACAGAAAAUCGCAAAAGUGACGAGUAAAGCCUUUGAAGAGAAGACAACAAUAGCUAAAGCAUCCCCAAAGGGGAAGUUUC